Molecule: messenger RNA, 759 nt
Organism: Mollisia scopiformis
Lineage: Eukaryota; Fungi; Ascomycota; Leotiomycetes; Helotiales; Mollisiaceae
Exons: 3
Coding region: 1-759 (252 amino acids)
Source: RefSeq, a predicted model, not a curated record
AUGAAGGGAUACGCAAAACUUGGCUGGCUCAUGGGCACAUUCCCCGAUGCCUCAAUCAUGCGCCGCUUCUCCAUACUGGGUGCUCAAAAUCUGCUUUACCUCCAGGCUGAACUCACAAGCCUCGAAGCAGAUCUCAGAAAAUAUGCUGCUGAAGAUGACGAUUCGCUCCAUCAAGACAGGAGCGUCUAUUCGCUAGACUGGCUAGCUCUCAAAGAGUCCAUUGCUGAGCAUGCUGAGAGUGGUAAUGAAGGGCGCCAAUGGGAGACUAUGCUAGCAAUUCGAAACAAGCUUGAGGAGUACCACUUGAGCUUUUUGAAUGAAUGGAUGUCGCGAACCGAUAUGGGCAACGUCUAUCUACUUGGAAAUGAUAGUACCAUAUGGACAGACUCAGCAUUGCGCCCUGACUUGGUGACCUUAAAGUCUCGAACGAAUGAUGAUUUGUUCUAUCGAUGGAUCUCUGAGAAAAUCAUAAAGCGCUUCCAUAGGCUACUUGGCCAUCGUUUUAAGAAAUCGCGAUCUGAAGAACAACUUUCGGGAACAGUGAUAUAUGGCGAUUCUUCCGUUCGCCGCCUGACGAAGAGCAUUGCCACAAUACUAGCUUGCAUGCUACCAAUACUAUCCACGGUGAUCUUAUACUUGGUUCAAAACAUGAGUAAAAGACUGGGGAUAGUCACUGUUUUUACAGCAAUUUUCUCUAUUAGCUUGGUCACCUUGACCAAUGCUGAAAUGGCAGAUAUUUUUGCAGCGACAGCAGCGUGA